Molecule: messenger RNA, 705 nt
Organism: Lactuca saligna
Lineage: Eukaryota; Viridiplantae; Streptophyta; Magnoliopsida; Asterales; Asteraceae
Source: the annotation of a GenBank genome assembly
AUGGCCAUGCAAACUGCACAUCAAACCAGCUUUUACACAAAGGAUAAAUCCACCGAUAAAGACUUUGAUGAGUCCAAAAACAGCGUUUCAGGCAGCUUUGAAUGUAAUAUCUGUCUGGAUGCUGUCCAAGAACCCGUAGUGACACUUUGUGGUCACUUAUACUGCUGGCCCUGCAUCUACAAAUGGAUUCAGCAGAACGAUACAUCAUCGGAAACCCCAGAAGCUCAAAACGCAAAGUGCCCAGUAUGCAAAACUGAAGUGUCACAAAAGACCAUAGUUCCAUUAUACGGACCUUGCCAAACCACCAUUAAUCAUGGUACUGAAGAAAAGGAUCCUAUGAUGAUCCCACCGAGGCCUCCAACACCAAGAUAUAAUCCAUUAAGCACACGAGUUGAGCAACUUAGUCGUCGUGGUGGCUAUCAACGACAUGCACCUCCACCUCUAGCUAUGCCUAGCCGAGGUGAUAUGUUAAUGGAUGCUGUUGUUGUUCCAAGUCCAACAAUCGGGAUGCUUGGAGAAAUGGUGUCUGGGAGGAUUUUGGGAGACUUGGAAUCACCUUUAUUUGCUACUCCGAAUUCGUAUAAUCUAGUUGGGAACACUACGAGGCGGAGAAGAUUGCAGACAACACAGGCUGAUAGAUCGCUUAGCAGAAUUUACGCUUUCUUGUUGUGUUGUAUAAUAUUCUGUCUUUUCUUGUUUACAUAA